CCUUUCCUUCUUUCCUUCCUCCCCGCGCCACGAUGAGCUUCGGGGGCGCCGACGCGCUCCUGGGCGCCCCGUUCUCCCCGCUGCUGCUGGGGGGCGGCGGGCUGCCCUUGCCCUACGGCGCGGCCCGCAAGGGCUCCUCGGCGCGCUCGGCAGCCGGCUCCUCGAGCGGCUUCCACUCGUGGGCGCGGACGUCGGCCAGCGCCGCCUUCUCCUCCGCCUCGCCCUGCCCGGGCGGCCGAUUCCGCGGCGCCUCGCUGAGCACCGACUCGCUGAGCACCGACACGCUGAGCAACGGGCCCGAGGCGGCGUCCUCGGCGGCGUCGAGCAGCGAGAAGGAGCAGCUGCAGGUGCUCAACGACCGCUUCGCGGGCUACAUCGACAAGGUGCGGCAGCUGGAGGCGCACAACCGGCAGCUGGAGGGCGAGGCGGCGGCGCUGCGGCAGCAGCAGGCGGGCCGCGCGGCCAUGGGCGAGCUGUACGAGCGCGAGGUGCGCGAGAUGCGCGCGGCCCUCCUGCGCCUGCGCGCGGCGCGCGGCCAGCUGCGCCUGGAGCAGGAGCACCUGCUGGAGGACAUCGCGCACGCGCGCCAGCGCCUGGACGACGAGGCCCGGCAGCGCGAGGAGGCGGAGGCGGCGGCGCGCGCGCUCGACCGCUACGCGCACGAGGCCGAGGCGGCGCGCGCGCAGCUGCAGAAGAAGGCGCAGGCGCUGCAGGACGAGUGCGGCUACCUGCGGCGCGCGCACCGCGAGGAGGUGGGCGAGCUGCUCGGCCAGAUCCAGGGCGCGGGCGCGGCGGCGCAGGCGCACGCGCAGGCGCAGGCCGACGCCCGCGACGCUCUCAAGUGCGACGUCACGGCGGCGCUGCGCGAGAUCCGCGCGCAGCUCGAGGGCCACACCGUGCAGAGCACGCUGCAGUCCGAGGAGUGGUUCCGAGUGCGGCUGGACCGCCUGUCAGAGGCAGCCAAAGUGAACACAGAUGCCAUGCGCUCGGCACAGGAGGAGAUAACCGAGUAUCGGCGCCAGCUGCAGGCCCGGACCACAGAGCUGGAGGCACUCAAAGGUACCAAGGACUCGCUGGAAAGGCAGCGCUCAGACCUGGAGGACCGGCACCAGGCGGACAUCGCUUCCUAUCAGGACGCCAUCCAGCAGCUGGACAGUGAGCUAAGGAGCACCAAGUGGGAGAUGGCAGCCCAGCUACGCGAGUACCAAGACCUGCUCAAUGUCAAAAUGGCACUGGACAUAGAGAUUGCUGCUUACAGGAAACUCUUGGAGGGUGAAGAGUGUCGGAUUGGCUUUGGUCCUAUUCCUUUCUCCCUUCCAGAAGGACUCCCCAAAAUUCCCUCUGCCACUACUCACAUAAAGGUCAAAAGUGAAGAGAUGAUCAAAGUGGUAGAAAAGUCGGAGAAAGAAACUGUGAUUGUGGAAGAACAGACAGAGGAGAUCCAAGUUACUGAAGAAGUGACUGAAGAAGAGGAGAAAGAGGCCAAAGAGGAGGAGGAGGAGGAAGAGGAAGAGGGGGAAGAGGAGGAAGGAGGAGAAGGAGGAGAAGAAGCAGAAAAGUCUGCCCCAGAAGAAGAGACUGCAUCCCCUGAGGAGGAGGCCAAGUCUCCUGCAAAGGAAGAAGCCAAGUCCCCAGCUGAGGUGAAGUCCCCAGAGAAGGUCAAGUCACCAGGGAAGGAAGAAGCAAAGUUGCCUCCUGAGGUGAAGAGUCCAGUGAAGGCUAAGUCUCCCGUGAAAGAAGAGGCAAAAUCACCAGCUGCAGUCAAGUCCCCAGAGAAGGCCACAUCUCCUGUGGAGGUCAAAUCCCCAGAGAAGGCCAAGUCUCCUGUGGAGGUCAAGUCUCCUGAGAAAGCCAAGUCCCCGGAGAAAGAAGAGGUCAAGUCUCCAGAGAAGGCCAAGUCCCCUAUUGAAGUCAAGUCCCCUGAGAAGGCCAAGUCCCCUGUAGAAGUCAAGUCUCCUGAGAAAGCCAAGUCACCUGUGGAAGUCAAAUCCCCAGAGAAGGUCAAGUCCCCUGUGGAGGCCAAAUUCCCAGAGAAGGCCAAGUCCCCUGUGGAAGUUAAGUCUCCUGAGAAAGCCAAGCCCCCUGAGAAGGCUAAGGUCCCAGAGAAAGAAGAAGCCAAGUCCCCAGAGAAGGCCAAGUCCCCCAUGGAGCUCAAAUCCCCAGAGAAGGCCAAGUCCCCUGUGGAGAUCAAAUCCCCAGUGAAGGCCAAGUCCCCUGUGGAGGUCAAAUCCCCAGAGAAGGCCAAGUCCCCUGUGGAGGUCAAAUCCCCAGAAAAGGCCAAGUCCCCAGAGAAAGAAGAGGCUAAGACACCAGAGAAGGCCAAGUCUCCUGUGGAGGUCAAAUCCCCAGAGAAUGCCAAGUCCCCAGAGAAAGAAGAAGCUAAGACACCAGAGAAGGCCAAGUCCCCUGUGGAAGUCAAGUCCCCAGUCAAAGAGGAAGCCAAGUCCCCUGAUAAGGCCAAGACUCUUGAUGUGAAGACCCCAGAAGCUAAGACCAUAGUAAAGGAGGAAGUGAGGUCUCCAGCAGACAUUAAGUCCCCUGAGAUGGCCAAAAGCCCUGUCACGGAAGAAGUGAAGUCCCAAGAGAAGGUCAAAUCUCCAGAGAAGGAGGUGAAGGCCCCUGAGAAGGAGGUCCCAAAGAAAGCAGAGGCAAAGUCUCCCACGAAGGAGGAGAAACCCCAAGAAGUGGAAGUCAAAGAGCCCCCAAAGAAGGCAGAGGAAGAGAAAACUCCAGGUGUACCAAAAACUGAGAAGGAUGGCACGAAAGCUGAGGGGCCGAAGAAAGAGGCUUCCAAGCCAGAAGGGGAGAAGACAGAACCCACUGUGGAACAGCCCCAAGAAGCCAAGGGAGAAGCCAAGAAGGAGGAGGCUGAGAAGAAAAAGGCAGUAACUCCUGAGAAGGAGGCUCCUGCCAGUGUGAAAGAAGAAGCCAAACCCAAAGAGAAGGUUGAGGAGGCAAAGAAGGAACCAGAAGAUACCAAGGCCAAAGAGGUCAGCAAAGCCGCAGAGAAGGAGCCAGAAAAACCAAAGAAGGAAGAGACACCAGUAGUCCCCGAGAAGAAAGAGUCCAAGGAGGAGAAGGCCACAGAAGCCAAGAAACCUGAGGAGAAACCCAAAACAGAGGCCCAAGGCAAGGAGGAGCCCAGCAAAGAGGCUGCUUUGCCCGGCAAAGGUAAGACGGAAAAGGUCGAGAAAUCCUCCAGCACAGACCAGAGAGACAGCAGGCCUCCGGAGAAGGCCACGGAAGACAAGGCCACGAAAGGGGAGAAGUAAGGCAGGGAGAGUGUGGCACAACCAGAAUAGCCAAAGAGACUCAACGAGGGUCCAGGAACUCAAGGGUUGACGGAAUGAAUGUUCAUCUUUUUUCUUCCCUGUCUUUGAGUCAGAAGAAAGUCUGCUUAGGUGAUGGACCCUCCGUUACCAAAUAGGAAUUUCUACUUAGCAAUAUUGUUAGCAAGAGAGGGCAACUCCCAACCCCACCCCAUGUCCCCCUCCCACGCCCCACACCCUCCUCUGGCCGAUGGACAAUUCUGAUCGCUUAUGUAGCUGAAUGUGCUAUGUACUGAAUGGCCCACGUAAACACUUGACUACCACAGCUGGCCCCUUCCUUUCCCAAUAAGUGCAUUUAUUUCCUGUAUGUGCAACUGACAGGUGACCGCAAUAAUGAAUGAGCAGUUAGAAACACAUUAUGCUUGAGAUGUCUUAACCUAUUCCCAAAUGCCUUCUGUUUUCCAAAGGAGUGAACGGAGCCCUUGCCCAGAACUCUCAAAUCUGGAAGAGCCGGAGCGGGUAGGGCGGGCUCUGGCCACUGAAUUAUGCCAGGGCACACUUUUCCACUGAAGUCCACUUUCAAUUGCUUCUGUGCAAUAAAAAUCAAGUGCUUAUCAAAUGAAA
Messenger RNA from Suncus etruscus (white-toothed pygmy shrew), 3893 nucleotides. RefSeq names its product neurofilament heavy chain (gene NEFH). Lineage: Eukaryota; Metazoa; Chordata; Mammalia; Eulipotyphla; Soricidae. Gene Ontology annotation, molecular function: structural constituent of postsynaptic intermediate filament cytoskeleton. The transcript has 4 exons. Gene Ontology annotation, cellular component: axon; neurofilament. The record is from RefSeq and is a predicted model, not a curated record. Bases 33 to 3272 code for a protein of 1079 amino acids. Gene Ontology annotation, biological process: axon development.